AUGGAUAACGAUGUUUCUACCGAGUCGCCGGACGACACUGCUUCGAAACAGCAGCUGGACUUGAGCAGCUUGCCACCCGUAUUCGUCUCAGCAUCGCAGUUCGAGAAGCAUUUGGAUGACCUUCACGAGUUGGAAGAAGGGCUUGCUGAGGCGAAUGCGCCGUUGACAUACGAUAUUCACGAGGCAAGGAUCGUGCUGUCAAAGGUGACGAAGAAGAAGCGGAUUCACUUCGACUUGCGUGAGAAUGGAGGUGUGUGGACGGAGGAAGUUCCUACUGAGCAGCUGAAGAAGUCAGAAAACAUGAAAGAUUUGGAUUCAUUGGAAUCACCUCGUCCGACCAAGAAGGUCAAACUUGAGGAUCCAAAGGAUGAAGUGAUUGUGAUCGAUGAUGAGUCUACGGCUUCGGAAGGCGAAGAAGCAGCAUCCCCGGCGCCAGGACAACGAAAAGUACCGACUGCCAAAGAAUCAUCGGCCGCCAAAGUCAGGACACCAUCUCCCACGCCACUCAAAGAAGAGGACUUGAUCCGGGUCGUCCACAUAGACUGGUUCGCUGAGUCCAAGAAACGCGGCGUACCAGCACCUCUGGAAGACUACCUCAGCUACCUAGGCCGUCGCGUGCCACGCCCCGUUGCUGCUCCAGCCACACCUCAAUCAGGCUCCUCCACCAGCAAACCCCCCUCAACCCAAUCCACCCCCUCCAAAGCCAUCCUCGACCGCGCCAAAGAAGACGCCCCCACCCCCUCAAGCACCCAACACUCCCGCACCACCGACCGUUUCUCCAAACGAAAGUUCAGCCAGUCGUCAAACAAACCGCUCGGCGUAGGCGGCAGCUGGGAAGCCGGCCACCACUCCAAACAUCCCCAACUCCUCCACGCCACCACCUCCGAAGCCGAAAGCGGCAACUCCUCCGAUCUCCCCGAGCCCCCGGAGUGGGUCAAGCAGGGCGUUAAGUACGCCUGCCAACGCCCUACUCCGUUGCGCUCGCCGAACGAGGCGUUCGUCUCUUUGCUGAAGAAGAUCCGGACGGCGCGGGAGUUGACGAAUGAUGAGAUUGGGGUAAGGGCGUAUAGCACUUCCAUCGCCUCGCUCGCCGCGUACCCGUAUAAAUUGACGAGUCCGAGGGAGAUUGUGAGGCUGCCGGGCUGUGAAGCGAAGAUUGCGAAUUUGUUCGUUGAGUGGACGAAUACGGGGAAGGUGAAGGCGGUGGAGGAGUUGGAGGCGAAUGAAGAACUACAGAUACUAAAGUUGUUCUACGAGAUCUGGGGUGUUGGGGCGACGACGGCGAGGGAGUUCUACUAUGAUCGUGGUUGGAGGGAUUUGGACGACAUUGUUGAGUUUGGCUGGGGUACGUUGACAAGAGUCCAGCAGAUUGGGGUUAAGUUCUAUGAUGAGUUUUUGGACCUGAUUCCGAGGGCGGAGGUGGAGGAGAUCGGGAGGGUGGUGCGGAAGCACUCUGUUGCUGUGCGGAACGAAGGCAUCCAGAGUCUCAUCGUGGGUGGGUAUCGGCGUGGGAAAGAGGCGAGCGGGGACGUGGAUAUCGUGGUCUCGCACCCUGAUGAGAACCAGACGAUGAAUUUGGUCACGGACAUUGUGUCGGCGCUGGAAGAGAGCGGGUGGAUCACGCACACACUGCUGCUGUCUCUCAACUCCACCAAUCGUGGACAGCAGACUCUGCCUUUUCGGGCCUCAGCGCUGCAUGGUGGGCAUGGCUUCGACACUUUAGACAAAGCGCUCGUCGUCUGGCAAGACCCUGCGUGGCCGAAUAAAGAAGCUGAUCUGGCUGCGAACCCGAAGGCGAAGAACCCGAAUAUUCAUCGUCGGGUCGAUAUCAUCAUCGCGCCUUGGCGGACUGUCGGAUGUGCGGUGGCGGGUUGGAGUGGAGGGACGACAUUUCAGCGGGAUUUGAGACGGUAUGCGAAGAAUGUGAAGGGGUGGAAGUUUGAUUCGAGUGGUGUGAGGAGUCGGGUCAAUGGGGAGGUGGUCGAUGUGGAGGGGUGGCAGGAUUAUCGUGGUAAGAUUGGGGAGGGCAGGGCGAAGACGAUGCUUGAGGCGGAGAGGAGGGUGUUUGAGGGGUUGGGGUUGGAGUUUAUUGAGCCGGAUGAGCGGUGCACUGGUUAA
This is a messenger RNA of Saxophila tyrrhenica, 2118 nucleotides long. RefSeq lists its product as uncharacterized. Gene Ontology annotation, cellular component: nucleus. The record is from RefSeq and is a predicted model, not a curated record. Gene Ontology annotation, biological process: double-strand break repair via nonhomologous end joining. Lineage: Eukaryota; Fungi; Ascomycota; Dothideomycetes; Mycosphaerellales; Extremaceae. The coding region runs from base 1 to 2118 and encodes 705 amino acids. The transcript has a single exon. Gene Ontology annotation, molecular function: DNA binding; DNA-directed DNA polymerase activity.